This is a messenger RNA of Cutaneotrichosporon cavernicola, 1629 nucleotides long. RefSeq lists its product as uncharacterized. Gene Ontology annotation, molecular function: oxidoreductase activity. The transcript has 2 exons. The coding region runs from base 1 to 1629 and encodes 542 amino acids. The record is from RefSeq and is a predicted model, not a curated record. Lineage: Eukaryota; Fungi; Basidiomycota; Tremellomycetes; Trichosporonales; Trichosporonaceae.
AUGACUACGCGCCAACGACCGCGCGUCGCCGUCGUAGGCUCUGGCCUCGCCGGCCUCACCACCGCCUACCUCCUUACCCGGGAGGGCGCAGACGUUUGGCUUAUCGACAAGGCGCCGCGGCUAGGCUUCCAUGCAUGGAGCGUCGAGCUUGAGCCAGCAAACGCUCUGGCCCUCGACCUCGCCGAGAAACGCCCUGCAGCAGGCGACACGCCCGCCGUCGAUGUCCCCAUGCGCUCGUUCCAAGGCGGGUACUACCCCCUCCUCAUUGCGCUGUACCGCCACCUCGGUCUCCCCCUCUCCCCCGCAGCCUUCACAUUCUCCUUCGCAUCACUGCCAACAGGCAGGCCUCUCGAUGAGAACGACACAUACUUCAUCCACUCGGGCGCGUCCGGUGUCUCCCUCCCCUCCCUCCCGACACAGGCGUGGCGCUCGCCGGGUGCAUUCGCUCGCGCAGUCCUCGCCCUCCUCGGCGUCGGGCUGUGCUACAUCGUGCUCCUCGUCAUCGCCUUCGCGAGCUGGCAUGGCCUCGUAAGCGCCGUGACAUUCGGCCAGCUCGUUGACGCCGUCGCGGCGCGCCUUGAGCGGCCACUCCCCUUGGUACGGACACCCCUCGGAAGGGUGUUCAAGAGCUUUGCGGCUGACAUUGUCCUCCCCCUCUUCAGCGCCGUCGGGACCAUGACGGCAGACGACGUGUGGAGCACUCGCGCCGACGUCCUCCUAGACUACAUCCACGCCGGGGUUGGCACUAGCCACUACUCUAUCGGCGGGGCAAUGAGCGCGCGCGACGUCGCCCGCCUCCUAGCUGAGCCGGUGCGCGCACAGGGAGCCGACCACGUGCGUCUCGGCACCGGCAUCGACGGCAUCACCUACGCUGACGACGGACUGACCCUCUCGCUGGGUGACGACGAGAUCACGGUCGACCGUGUGGUGGUCGCGACUCAGGCGAGCGCCGCGCGCGCCCUCCUCGCCACCCUCGAGCCGAGCCUGCCUAAACCUGAGGCGCGUCGCGUCGCGCGCAUGCGCUCCGCCCUCGCCGACGUGCACUAUCGCGACACGAUUGUCGUCACGCACCGCGACCGCGCUGUGCUCCCGAUCCCAGAGGACGUGCGCGACAUCAACCUCGUGCAGCCCGCGACCCCCGACGUGCCAGGCGACGCGACACCCGAGCUCGCGUCGGGCGCGUCGAGUGCUCCGUCGUCGCCGUGUCCUACACCGCGCGGGAUUACGCCCUUCUUCGCCCCCGAGCAGGGGUACACGAUGGCGACGCACCUCGUCGCACCGCCUGGCGUCGAGCCCGUGCUGCAGACAACGAACCCGGCCGUCCCCAUUGGCGGGGAGCUGCUCGGCGUCGCGCGGUUGGAGCGCGCUCUGCCUCUCGCUGACGACGACACACUUAAUGGCCUUCACCCCCGGCGUGGGCCAGGGGAAGGACGAGCCCGUGUCUUUCUGGCCGGCUCAUACGCGUACCCCGGCAUCCCGCUACUUGAAGGGUGUGUGGGCAGCGCGCGGCGCGUCGUGGAGGACAUGCUGGGUCGUGAGGUGCGGUGCAUCGACUGGGACGCUGGGCGAGGGUCGUUCGCCGGUCGGGCUUGGCGAUGGAGGAGGAGCCCGCGGGCAGGCGGGUAUUAG